AUGUCGCAACAGCCUCUAAUCGACUCGUCAUGGCACCGUGCACCGGACGACACCUUCUCCGACCGCCCGCACCCACACACUCCGUUUGAUCCCUCGUCAUCGGCUUCUGGCGCUGUUUCCGAUGAUGGCGGAUCCGAUUGGUCGUAUUCAGACACCGAAGAGCUGGUGGUCCUCGAUCUGGGCGAGGAGCGCAUCGCUCGCCGCGCACUUCUAGGCUAUAGCGCUGGUCUGGACAUCGAAGCCGACAACGCACCCACCACAUCGCGUGCUGUCCGCGGCACCCGUGCCGGCGACAUUGACAAGCGCACCAAACGCGCCACUUCCUCCUCCACCACGUCGCGGCGCAGCGCCACCGGCCCACACUUAGGCGCUGGCAAGAUGCUCGCCAUCACCGGCCUGGACACCUCUCAUCCGCUGCUCAAGAUUGACGACACCGUCCUUCGCGGUCGACGCAUGGACAUGUUUGGUACCGAGAUCGUGCUGCAGGACCACUUCGACCCCACGCGCACGAGCGAGCAGCACAGACUCGAACCGCUUCCGCCAGUGGGGCGGGGGGAGCGGGCAACAACAAGAUCCUCGACGACGCGAACGCGUCUGGUAUUCCGACCGAUCUACGACCCCGAGCAGCGUGAGACCGCGAAUGACAAUGCCCACUACGCUGCGCUGCGCAACCUGGUGCAGAGCGACAAGCUUGUAGUCGAAACGGUGGCUGAGCAGGAACAGAGCAUGCUUGCGCGGCUGCAGGGGACGCCUGCACCAGCCGAGGCAGCCGAGGGCAGAGGCAAGAGGAAACCCAUCAGCGAGCCGGAACAGCUGAUUCGUGCCGCCGAACGUCAGGUGCGCAGAGCGGCUAAACUGCGCCAGCAGCAGCAACAACACGAGCAGUCGACCAAAGCACCAGCGGAUGCACCAACAGAUGCACCACCCGAUCCAUCGACGGCUCACCAGUCGUAG
Messenger RNA from Moesziomyces antarcticus, 954 nucleotides. RefSeq lists its product as uncharacterized. The record is from RefSeq and is a predicted model, not a curated record. The coding region runs from base 1 to 954 and encodes 317 amino acids. NCBI's taxonomy places the organism in Eukaryota, Fungi, Basidiomycota, Ustilaginomycetes, Ustilaginales, Ustilaginaceae. The transcript has a single exon.